Messenger RNA from Diuraphis noxia (Russian wheat aphid), 2494 nucleotides. It is a transcript of the gene Grip, whose product is annotated as Glutamate receptor interacting protein. Gene Ontology annotation, biological process: neurotransmitter receptor transport, endosome to postsynaptic membrane. The record is from RefSeq and is a predicted model, not a curated record. Lineage: Eukaryota; Metazoa; Arthropoda; Insecta; Hemiptera; Aphididae. Gene Ontology annotation, molecular function: protein binding.
AUGGCUACGCCCGCCACUUCUUUAUUUCCAGACCAGUAUGUGAAGCACAAAAUCAUCGACGUGUUCAUCGAGCGGGAAGACGGUAGUCUCGGGAUAGUACUGCGUGGUGGAGCACAUCCGGAUCCUGACAUGUGCAAGCCGUUGACUGUGACGCACGUCAGACCUGACGGACCUGCCGAUAGAGAAGGCACAAUUAAGGUUGGUGACCAUUUAUUAGCCGUCGAUGGUAUUUCAUUAAAUGGCUUAAUACUGGCUGACGCUGAUGCAAUACUCAGACAGUCGGAUGGAGCAUGCCGAUUGACCGUUCGAUACCAAGUUUCGGCUGCGGAUCGAGUCGGUAAUACCACUUGUCCAAUGUUGGUUGAAGUUGAAAGUCCAAGACCCCAUCAAUUAGGUCUAACUUUGACAAACACAAUCAAUAAUAGUGCAGUCGUAGUCGAUCAUGUAAAACCUGGUAGCAUUGCCGAGCGAUGUGGUGCUUUAUUUCCGGGUGAUCAGAUAGUGGCCGUAAAUGACACAAGGGUGGCCGGCCUAAGGACAGCGGCCAGUGACGUAUACAAACUACUACGAACAUGUGGAGGCGCUCAGUCCACUCUCAGACUAGAAAUAAUACCGGCAUUUACCACAGACUUAAUACAUGCAGAUUAUUGUUCGUCAUACGAUUCKCGUCAACAUUUAUACUCCGUAUACGAAGAUCCCAUCGAUCCUGUAGUUUGGGAACCAACAGAAACGCAUAACGUAGUACGAGUAGACUACAAUAUAUUGACUUUGGUGGCCGACGAAAACGGUCGGUUCGGAAUGGACAUUCGAUCGAAUAACAUGGCACUUGUUGUUUGUUAUAUUGAACCCGGAGGACCCACUGACAGAACCGGUUGYGUGCAAGUUGGCGAUCGCAUACUGUCUGUAAACGGGUGCAAGAGCACCAGUUUCGUGCCUUUAUACCAGCAACCGCUGCACGAUUUUUUAGGACCAGAAGUAAAAAAUGCAUGCAUUAAGGUGGAGUUUGACAUAACUGACUUUGUAGUUCCCACGUCGGGAGAGUUCACAGUGAAGUUACURAAAAACGACUAUAGAAGUCUCGGAAUCACGAUAACAGACGAUGGUAACGGGCAAGUGUGUAUUUCGGAAAUCAUACCUGGCUCUAUAGCUCAUCGGUCGGGCACAUUAAAAAUUGGGGACACUUUGUUGGCUGUGAAUAAUAAAUCGCUAAGUGAUUGCACUAGACAAGAAGCAAGUAGUAUACUCCAAGAAGCUGGUGAUGUGGUGACGCUGCGAGUACGAACUUCCAAUACAACGAUAGAUGAUUAUGAAAACGAAGAUGAUUUGGUUCAGUACACAGUAGAACUAUACAAAAAAGGAGAACCGUUGGGUAUUACCAUCACAGGUUCAGAAGAUUCCCGCUUACCGAUUUCUAUACAAGAAUUAUCACCAGGUGGAUUGGCCGACCGGACAGGCGCUAUACACGUGGGUGACCGUCUGCUGGCGAUCAACGGCGCGGACUUGUCCGAGGCACCGCUGUCCACGGCCAUAGCACAGCURCAGAACACCGACGAUCGAGUGGUGAUCACUGUUUCGCGACCACAACAGCGGUCGUUGUACACCAGUGCUGGUAUGUUGUCCGGGUCCACCGCGGCUGCGGAAGACUCGGCCAUCGAGUCGGACACAUGUACCCGGUCGGCGCCCAACUUGCAUGAGCCGACGCCCGACCGGAUUGUGUUCCGGCAUCGGUCCAAAAGUGCUCAGAGGAAGGUGCCGGAGUUCGACAGCGACUACUUCGGUGGCACUCUCCGCCCGUACUAUAUACGCGAGCACGCCGACUACGAUAUCGAUAGUAUAUUCAAGAUAGCCGAGAACCAGGACAGGGACGGGCUGCUCGAUUUCGACCUGUUCCAACGAGUUUUUUUGCAGGUGAAUAACACCAGGACAGAUGAUUCAGACUGCUGUCUGACUGUGCCGUUAGUGGCGUCUGCUGGAGACAAAAUCACACUGACCGUGGAAAGACGGAACAACAUGCCAAGAAUUCAAUUUCCUUAGUCGCGUUAAAAAUUUACUUAUGCGUUUCUGCACAGCAUGUCUUACAAACUCGAUUCCACGAAAGAAAUUUUUGUUUUAUGGACUUAUGGUUGUAUAGACUCCUCGUGUUCUAUAUACGUUUGAUUUAUGUAUUAUUUAUAUUAUUUUUCUUUUUCAAAACGUACAACGCUAAUAUUACACGAUAAUAAGCAAAACUCUAAUCCUAUAAUAAAAUCAUCGUAACUAUUUUAUAAGUACUAUUCGUUAAUAUGUCUAUGUUAUUUUAAGUUAAAAUCUAUGUACAUGUUACAUUUUUAUAUUUAAUUUUUUUAUACUCAUUAUUUUUAUUUUGUCCGUUAAUAUAAUAAUUUUAAACGUGUUUAUUUAUAAGAGCGCGCGAUGUCUGUACAUGAUGUUUUUGAACUGGAUAUUUGGGUAUAAUUGAAAGUAUACUAUAAUAAACAAUAAUUUAAUAAUAUUA